UCAUUUUCCCCAUAAAAACACUUUAGUCUAUAAAUAAGGGUUUAUCCAUUUCAUGUAGAAGGGGAAGACGGAAGAAAAAUAGAUCAAGAGAUCAAAGCAAAGUUGGCAAUGGCUCCAGAAAACUGUACUAUAAAACUAACAGCGGCCGCAGAAAAUGAUCCAUGUUUACGAAGGCGAACAAUGAACAUCAAUGUUCAGGAUGACACCUUCAAAGAUGUUAACAAUCUGUCCUUGGUACUGAAUACCCUUGAAGAUAAUAGCUCUUCAGGUUCAGAUUCAAGAACUUUUGCACUGAUGGUUGAGCCAGAUGAGACUAUAGCUGCAGUUAAAGCGUACAUUCAGGAAGAAAAGGGUAUUCCUUUUAAGAAACAGAAACUCUUGAAUGAGUUUGGAAGAACUUUGAGGGAUGCACAAGCUCUGGGAAUCAUUAAGGAGGAUUCCACUUUAAUCCUUCGAUAUGCACCAGCUACUCAAAUAGUUGUGAGAAACGUUGAUUCAGGACGUGCUCUUGAGCUAAUGGUAGGGUCUGAUGACACCAUUGGAGAUGUUAAGGCUGCCAUUUAUGAAAAGGAGGGUAUUCGAUUUCAUAAGCAGAGGUUAAUAUUCAGACGAAAAGAGUGUGGUGAUUCAGAGCUUCUCGCCGACCUAGGCAUCCAACUUGACAGUGAACUGAUUCUUCGGUUGAUCUGAGAUGUGGUUGUUGAAAUGUAGGCUUGCGUUAUUUGGUUCUUUAACAUUACUGGGUUACUUGUUUUUUUUUUGUGUCCCUUUUCUCUUUUUAUUUAGGAGAUUGUAGGUUG
Messenger RNA from Nicotiana attenuata, 800 nucleotides. Its product is annotated as polyubiquitin 8-like. The record is from RefSeq and is a predicted model, not a curated record. Gene Ontology annotation, biological process: protein ubiquitination; modification-dependent protein catabolic process. NCBI's taxonomy places the organism in Eukaryota, Viridiplantae, Streptophyta, Magnoliopsida, Solanales, Solanaceae. The transcript is spliced from 2 exons. Gene Ontology annotation, molecular function: ubiquitin protein ligase binding; protein tag activity. Gene Ontology annotation, cellular component: cytoplasm; nucleus. Bases 109 to 690 code for a protein of 193 amino acids.